UGAGGAAUAACCGGUGGGUUUUUCUGCUUGAUAAUUUUAGAGUUCAAAUAAACACCAGUAAGCUGAGAUUGGAAACAAGAAAGCUUUAAUUUCCCCUGCCCCCUUGUACAGAAACACAUGAAUUCAUGCUCGUGUUGUUUGUGCAGGGGAGAUCAAGCCGUGGUUCUCUCUCACUCCUUUGCAGUGGGUGACCACCCCAACCCACCCCCCUUCACUGCUGUCAAUGAGAGGUUUGUCCACACAGACACCUUGUAGGUUUCUUUUUUCAGACUUAAUUUUCCUUUUUUUCUACUUGCUGCUUAUGUUUGUGUGGAAAAUCCCAGUAAAAGGUAAUGAUAAAUGUUCUCCUGCCGUUCCCAUAACCACAAAAAGUUAAAUGUGCUAAGGCCCAACUUACACAGUGCCUUGCAUGAUGUUUAGCUGAUGUCUCAGAGAGAACAGGAUGUGUUUAGGCUGAUAACCUGACUUUGUUUUAAUAUCUUCUCUUUUUUUUAGCAUAUGAGGUGCCUGGUUAAUGAGUACUUUCUGUUUUUUAAUGGUAUGAUCUAAUUUGUACAAGCCAGUUUUGGAGUGCUCUCUGCCAUGUAACAAAUGCACAAAAGCCCAUUAAUUUCCAGCUCAGGUGGGGGGCAGGGAAGGAGCAGCUCCUUGAUUGCUGCAUGAAACUGCAGAAAUGCACGCAGGGGAAAUGUGCAGUAGACCCUGAGGGUCUCACUCAGCCUCUGAGUUUGUCAGUAAUGGACCAGUGGAAGAUCUUGUUCUUAGUACUGAAAUGUGCUGGUUUCUGUCUUUGGUACAAAGGGGAAGUGCUGGCAUGUGCAGAUUGUGUGACUGCCUUGUCACCUCCUGUGACAAGCACAGGACCUGUUUCUGCAGAGUUGUUUGGAUCAGUAGGAGUGGGAAAAAUAGGAGCUGUAGCAUUUUACCUGCUGCUGGAUGUAUUUCUGUGCUUGGAGCUCCUUUGCAGACAGAACGUGAUGGGGCUUUGCUCCAGGUUUCAUGGGUGAUGUUGAAUUCGAUGCUGGAGCUGUCUGAGGUUUCUUUUGAGCAGGAUCCCCAGGUAACUGCCUCACUCCUUGUUCCACUGCAGGGACAGUACUCUGCUCUCUCUGGUUUUGAGGCUUCCCCUCUCAGCCAGGCACUUCUGCAAAGGCCUGCAACAAGCAGUGAUUUAAAGGGACACCUCAACUGUGACUGACUGCCUGUCAGAGAAAGCCAAAAAACAAAGAGAUCCCUUAGAUCUCUACAGAAAAAUCUGUAUCUGAAAUUUAACACAAAAUACUUGUGUCAUAUUUUCAGACCAUAAAGUACUGACAUUGGGAGUGUUUGUGUACCUCAUUACUUGAAGGGAAAACGUGGCAUAUUUAAUCCUCAACAGUUCAAAAAAAUCCUAAUGAAAUUCUUCCGUGACAGUAAGCUGGAGCAUUCCCCUUUUUAUACACUUCAUCCUUCCCCCAGUCUCUGUUGGUGCAAAUGUGAUUUGAAACAAGCCUGUUUUCUGUGGUGUGACCUUCCCACGAGCCCCCAGGCGGGCAGGGACGAUGGCAGAGCUGGCAGGAGCGGUGUCUGUGCACUUGGGAUCCCAGGAGGAUGCUGGCCCUGCCCUCCAGAGCCGACUCUCCUGCAGGACUUCCCAGCGCUUACCGGGCAGUGGAGACCACCCACGGCUCCCAGUCCACCUCUGUAAGUAUUCCACCCAGAACUGGAUGCCACAGGGCUGCUCUGGCUGUCAGAACCUUUUAGCUCUGAUUAAGGCCCUUGUUUGCUGUGCCCACCCUGCAGCAGCUGCCCGGCGAGGGCAGAGCAGAGCCCUCCGUGCUGGGGCUGCGGGCUUUGGGCUGGGCUACCCCAAUGGCUCCUGUGUUAUUCCCGUGCCUAGGGAAGGCAUUCCAGGAGCAUCCCCGUGGCCUCUGGGAAGGGCUCACCAACAACUGCUCUGUGUGCACUGGGCUGGCAGGGGCCGCUGCCUGAGGCUGGGCUGCUGUGGGCUUUAGGCACAGGUUUGGGAGGGUGGAGCUGCCUUCGGGAGGAGCUGCGCUCCUGGAGCCAGAGCGAGGGAGGCUCUGCUGGGCUUUGCACUCUCUCUACACACUUGCCGUUGUGAAGGGAAUUAUUUUUUUAUCUGUCUGGACAAGAUUUUUCUUAUAGCAGUGACAGUCCCACAUUGUCUCAUACUUUGAAGAGUUUUAAGGAUUCCUGCCGAGGCUGUUCCUGAGGGAAGCCAUGCCCUGCCACAGAACCCUUCGCCUGGUCCUGCUAACGCUGUGUGGCAUCCUGGUCCCUGCUGUGCUGGCAGCAGAGUACCCACAGGGCCCGGUCCCCACCUUGUGGAAUGAGCCGCCCGAGCUGCCCUCCGGAGCCGGUCCCUUCGAUGCUGCCACCACCACUGCCCGGCUGUCGGACACCACCGCCUUCCCCCUGUACACCUCGGAACUGGAGCCUGAGGACACCACCCACCUACACCGACUGGACACCGGGGACGGCUCACUGGGGCCUGGAGCUAUCGGUGCCAUUGUCAUCGCCUCCCUCUUGGGGACGUCUGUGCUCGUGGCGUUGGUCAUCAUCACUCUGAGAAAGUUCUCGGCCUCCUGAACUCAAUAAAAGAUUUUUCUGUUACACAACCAGCCCAUCUCCUGCUCCCUCUGUGCCUGGGACCCUGGAGAAACGCUGCCUCAGGUACAGCAAAGAGCACUCCAGGCCCUCUGUGGAGCAGCCAGGUUGCACCUGAGUGCUCUUUGCUCUUAGUGUGCAUAUCUCCUGGAUGCACCCAGACCUGGCAGGCUUCACCCCCCUGGUCACAAAGGACUUGUGGCAGUGUGUGGCUUGAAGUUCAAGGGGGGCCUGCUGGGUCCAGCCUGGUGAUGAUAACAGUGUGGGGCAUCCCUCUGCACAGCUUUCCUGGGAAGGGUUGUUCACUGGCAUAAACUACCCCACGUUCAUGUGUUCAACCCCA
This is a messenger RNA of Myiozetetes cayanensis, 2953 nucleotides long. It is a transcript of the gene SNORC, whose product is annotated as secondary ossification center associated regulator of chondrocyte maturation. The record is from RefSeq and is a predicted model, not a curated record. The transcript has 3 exons. The coding region runs from base 2224 to 2592 and encodes 122 amino acids. Lineage: Eukaryota; Metazoa; Chordata; Aves; Passeriformes; Tyrannidae. Gene Ontology annotation, biological process: cartilage development. Gene Ontology annotation, cellular component: cell periphery.